Messenger RNA from Suncus etruscus (white-toothed pygmy shrew), 1847 nucleotides. It is a transcript of the gene EIF2B2, whose product is annotated as eukaryotic translation initiation factor 2B subunit beta. Lineage: Eukaryota; Metazoa; Chordata; Mammalia; Eulipotyphla; Soricidae. Gene Ontology annotation, biological process: translational initiation. The transcript is spliced from 8 exons. Gene Ontology annotation, molecular function: guanyl-nucleotide exchange factor activity; translation initiation factor activity. Gene Ontology annotation, cellular component: eukaryotic translation initiation factor 2B complex. The record is from RefSeq and is a predicted model, not a curated record. The coding region runs from base 46 to 1101 and encodes 351 amino acids.
AGGUGUGGAGACACAGCCGGCUAGGUGUCUAUUUGAGUUCUCGAGAUGCCGGGCACUGCAGCCAAGGGCUCGGAGUUGUCCGAAAGCAUCGAGAGUUUCGUGGAGGCCCUGAAGCGGGGCGGCGGGAGGCGCAGCUCCGAGGACAUGGCCCGGGAGACUUUGGGAUUGCUGUGCCGGAUUAUCAGGGACCAUCGCUGGAGCAAUGCAGAGGAGCUGAUGGAUCUGAUCUGCAGGGAAGGCCGGAGGAUGACGGCCGCUCAGCCCUCUGAGACCACGGUGGGCAACAUGGUUCGAAGAGUGCUCAGAAUUAUCCGGGAUGAGUAUGGCAGACUCCGUGGACGCAAUGAUGAGAGCGAUCAGCAGGAGUCCCUGCACAAACUCUUGACCUCCGGAGGCCUGAGUGAGGAUUUCAAACUCCAUUAUGCCCAACUCCAGUCCAAUAUUAUUGAGGCCAUUAAUGAGCUGCUUGUGGAACUGGAAGGGACGAUGGAAAAUAUUGCAGCCCAGGCGCUGGAGCAUAUCCACUCCAAUGAGGUGAUCAUGACCAUUGGCUUCUCCAGAACAGUGGAGGCUUUCCUCAAAGAAGCUGCAAGGAAGAGGAAGUUUCACGUCAUUGUGGCUGAAUGCGCACCUUUCUGCCAGGGUCAUGAAAUGGCAGUUAACCUGUCCAAAGAAGGUAUUGAGACAACCGUCAUGACAGAUGCUGCCAUAUUUGCUGUUAUGUCAAGAGUCAACAAGGUGAUCAUUGGCACAAAGACUAUCCUGGCCAACGGUGCUUUGAGAGCUGUGACAGGAACUCAUACGCUUGCACUGGCUGCCAAACACCAUUCCACGCCCCUCAUUGUCUGUGCAUCCAUGUUCAAGCUUUCGCCACAGUUUCCCAAUGAAGAAGAUUCAUUUAACAAGUUUGUGGCUCCUGAAGAAGUCCUGCCUUUCACGGAAGGGGACAUUCUGGAGAAAGUCAGCGUCCACUGCCCCGUGUUUGACUACGUCCCCCCAGAGCUCAUCACCCUGUUCAUCUCCAACAUCGGGGGGAACGCCCCUUCCUACAUCUACCGCCUGAUGAGUGAGCUCUACCAUCCUGACGACCACGUCCUCUGACCGCAUCUGAGGGGCUUCAGCACUGCCGGGCUGCCCACCCGCAUCUCCCCGGGAACCAGGACGCGAACUGGAGUUGACCUAACAAAACCCAAUACUGUUUCCUGCCCGUCUGGAAUCAGCCCAUAAAAAAGGACACAUUCAGGGCUGUUUCUGGCCUUUCAGGUCUGCACAAAGCAGCGGGGCUUGACCUAUUGGUUUUGGAGCCUUUCGGUGACCUGGGGCAGCAGUGCAGGGCCGUAAACUUUAUGGCUCAGUGGUGUGUAAAACAUAACACCGAGUACCUUGGCAGAACACAGGUUUUUUUGCUCAGAAAUGGCUGCCACACUUUUUUUUCUAGGCCGUGCCAAUAAAAGCUGCUCGAAAGUUCCGUCGUGGGUUUAUUUAUUGUUCUGCUCUGAUGGAGUUGCCCGAAACAGCAGCGGCGGGCCUCUUUGUGUAUUUUCAUAGAGGCCUGUAAUUAGAAGUAACAGUUUAAAACAGAGAGAUACAAAUGCAAGUAUUUACACUCUCUUUUAUAAUUCACUGGCAGUGGUCCCGAGCAACUUGUUAUCCAUCUAAGACCUGGUUUCAAAACCUCUCUCAUCAACAGAAUCAUCUGGGAAGUUUGAAAAAGAUAUACAAUCUUAUGGUGGCUCCAUUUGCAAAACUGAGAGUGCACUGGACUUCUAAAGUACGUAUACAGAAGGACUUUGUAAUUUCAUGGUGACUAAAUUAAAAAUCAAUAACAUUUAAAAAUUACAUAUCCA